CGCGCACCGGGCUUUCCUCGAUCGCGGGGAUCUCAAGGGGCGAAGGGAUCGCCGGGGAGGGGGACCGGAGAGCCGCGCCCGCCGCGCGGCGCGCCCCUUCCCGCCCCCUGCCUGCACCAUGAGCUGGGGCAUCGAGCUCUGGGAUCAAUUUGACAACUUAGAAAAACACACACAGUGGGGAAUUGACAUUCUUGAGAAAUACAUCAAAUUUGUAAAGGAAAGGACAGAGAUCGAACUCAGCUAUGCAAAACAACUCAGGAAUCUUGCAAAGAAAUACCAACCUAAAAAGAACUCGAAGGAAGAAGAGGAAUACAGGUAUACAGCAUGUAAAGCCUUCCUUUCCACCCUGAACGAAAUGAACGAUUACGCCGGGCAGCACGAAGUUAUCUCCGAGAACAUGACCUCACACAUCACCGUGGAGCUAGCCCGCUACGUCCAGGAACUGAAGCAGGAGAGGAAAUCGUACUUUCACGAUGGGCGGAAGGCACAACAGCACAUAGAGAUCUGCUGGAAGCAACUCGAAUCAAGUAAAAGGCGAUUUGAACGUGACUGCAAAGAGGCGGACAGGGCACAGCAGUACUUUGAGAAGAUGGACGCCGACAUCAAUGUCACCAAAGCAGACGUUGAGAAGGCACGUCAGCAAGCUCAAGUACGUCACCAAAUGGCCGAGGACAGCAGAGCCGAUUACUCGUCAAUUCUCCAGAAAUUCAACCACGAGCAGCACGAGUAUUACCAUACUCACAUCCCCAACAUAUUUCAGAAAAUACAGGAGAUGGAGGAAAGGAGGAUACUGAGGAUUGGGGAGUCAAUGAAGACCUACGCCGAAGUUGAUCGGCAGGUGAUUCCGAUCAUUGGGAAAUGCUUGGAUGAAAUAGUAAAGGCGGCCGAAUCGAUUGAUCAGAAGAAUGAUUCGCAGCUGGUCAUAGAAGCUUACAAGUCCGGCUUUGAGCCUCCCGGGGACAUUGAAUUUGAGGAUUACACUCAGCCGAUGAAGCGCACUGUGUCAGAUAACAGCCUCUCGAAUUCCAGAGGAGAAGGCAAACCGGAGCUCAAAUUUGGUGGCAAAUCCAAAGGAAAGUUGUGGCCCUUCAUCAAAAAAAAUAAGCUUAUGUCCCUUUUAACAUCCCCCCAUCAGCCUCCCCCUCCUCCCCCUGCCUCUGCCUUACCCACUGCUGUUCCCAACGGCCCCCAGUCUCCCAAGCAGCAAAAGGAACCCCUCUCCCAUCGCUUCAACGAGUUCAUGACCUCCAAACCCAAAAUCCACUGCUUCAGGAGCCUAAAGCGUGGGACUCAGUCUUUCUGUUUUCACAAAGAACUCAUGAAGAGGACGAUAGGGAAGCCCACGUAUGCUUUUGAAGCUAGGGACUAUGUUCUUUCUCUCAAGCUGGGCGCCGCGCCAGAGGAUUUCAGCAACCUCCCGCCUGAGCAGAGAAGGAAAAGGCUGCAGCAGAAAGUCGAUGACUUAAAUAAAGAAAUUCAAAAGGAGAUGGACCAAAGAGAUGCCAUCACAAAAAUGAAAGAUGUUUACCUAAAGAAUCCUCAGAUGGGAGACCCAGCCAGCCUGGAUCACAAAUUAACAGAAGUCAGCCAAAAUAUAGAAAAACUGCGGCUAGAAGCCCAGAAAUUUGAGGCCUGGCUGGCCGAGGUGGAAGGCAGGCUGCCAGCGCGCAGCGAUCAGGCCCGGCGCCAGAGCGGAAUGUACGAGGCCCAGAACCCGACCACGGUCAACAACUGCGCUCAGGACCGCGAGAGCAGCCCGGAUGGCAGUUACACGGAGGAGCAGAGUCAGGAGAGUGAGGUGAAGGUGCUGGCCACGGAUUUCGACGACGAGUUUGAUGAUGAGGAGCCCCUGCCUGCCAUCGGGACUUGCAAAGCCCUCUACACGUUCGAAGGGCAGAACGAAGGAACCAUUUCAGUAGUGGAAGGAGAAACGCUGUACGUUAUAGAGGAAGACAAAGGUGACGGGUGGACCCGCAUCCGGAGGAACGAAGAAGAGGGUUAUGUCCCCACUUCGUACGUCGAAGUCUAUUUGGACAAAAAUGCCAAAGAUUCCUAGAGGCCUCGGGGAGCCUUCCCAGGAGAAACCCUCCGGUCUGCUUGUCUCCACAGGCCUGGGCGCCCACGCUGGGCUGGACCGUGGCCCUGGACAUCUCAGCCUGAAGUGACAUCCCCCCCCCCCCCCCGCCACGUAGCUGCUUGCCUUUUUCUUUUUCUUUUCUUUCGACAGCAUGCCCCUCGUGGCCCUGCUCCUUCCGUGGCCCAGUCCGGCCACCUCUGCGGGGAGCAGGUCUGUCCCUGUCCCCACCACACACAGGGCCACGGAAGGCAGCUAGACACGUGUUCCCCCCUCCCCGGGCUCCCGCCUCGGCCCUCAGUCUACCUGGAGCAUCCUGGCCCGUCCAUGGUUCACACUGUGCCUUUCGUGAAAACUUUGCCACUGGUCGCCUCCCCCCCACCCCGCCCGGGAGACUAACAAAAUCUGGACGAGGAAGGCCAAGUGCGCACCAGGUGGACUGAGCGCCCGAAUGUCACUGACGUGUUCCCGUGUCCCGACUCUGUUGAGUAUUCGGUGGUCCUUUUCUGGUUAUGGGUCCUCACCUCGCCCCAAACACUGGCCCUGGCAACAUGUCAUGGCCCGAGAGCGGCCACGGGGGCACGCACACGCAUGCACGCGCGCACCCCCCCCCCUCCGUGCACGCUCAGCACACACGCGUUUUUAUCUGGGGCCCGUGCUCAGUGGCCUGGAAAGGUCUGGACUGGACGUCCUAUUCCAGCCCGGGGGCCACGCACAAAAGCCUGCAUCCACCCGCCUUCUCCCUGCCGUCUCCCUCGUUAAUGAGCACUGUGGACCCUGGCGCUUCACGAACGAGGGUCUUGCCUCGGCGUUAGCUGGUCGCAGGGCGAAAAUUCCCAUCUUUCCAUGAAUUCCGAGAUGUGCGUCUUAGGGUUUUAGCGCCUUCCUCACCAAAGACCCUGUGCUGCCCGUGGCUCCGGCUUCUGUAUGUUCUCACGUGUUCUGCAGGUCACGGAGACUGGACUGCGUUUGCCUCUGGAGCGAGGUUUCCCGCCCCUUGCGGACCCUUGGGGACAACGUGAGGCCAUGUAGCCUGUGGCCACUCAUGCCUUAGAGCAGCGCAGCGUUCCUUCUUUUCUGGUGCAGAAACAGUCGGGAGAAAUCACUGGCUGGGAGUGUCUGUGGACGAGACCCCAUCCGAAGGCCAAGAAGGAAAUCGGGCCUCUUUCUUGUCUCGUUUGGCUUUCGGUAACUAGGCGGUCGCCUCGAACCUCCUCAAUUUUUCUCGACAUUUACGAAUCUAAGACCAGGGUGUCUUCUGGGAGCCGAAGGGACAGGGACAGGGACAGAAACGGGCAGGUGCUAAGGGCUUGGGCCUGUGUCCAGCGGCCCCAAAGAUGGCUCCUCUCAGCCAACCGGGGUUGACCAGACGCCUCCCUCAGAGCGGCUCGGCGACUAGAAACUUCCAGCAAGCAAACGCCCGGGGUUGAGCAAGUGAACCGAAGUAGCUUCGGGUUUAAAGGCGAGCCAGCGAGAGAGCAUGAGCCGCCCCCCCUUCUGUCUCUCUGUCCUUCUGUCUGUCCCUAAAGGGGGCUACGCCCUUGGCUUGACGGUCACCUGCCGGAGAGGCUGCGGCCACUGGCUGUCGCGAGGCUGCUACGUUGGCGGCAGGCCUCCGGUCCCCACGGUGGCGGCGCACCCGCGGCCAACUCCUCAGUCUCGCGAGAGGGCCGGCUUGGCACGUGACCCGGAAGCCAGGCGGCCAAAGGGCGAAGGGGGAGGGGGGGGCCGGGGCUCCCCUGCGUCCCUGCAAACCUACAGGUGCGCGGUUAGUGCGGGCGGCCCCGGAGGCUCCACGGGCGGCUUCUCCAGCCGCCGGGUGACCAGGUGUCCCCAGGAACUUCUGAAUCUCACCAGGCCAAGCCGACCACUCUCCACCCCACAGAAGACGCUAAUGGUUUUUUAAAUCGAUUUGAGAGCCUCGGUAACGCAUGCGCAUUGCAUCUUUCCCAUCCCGGGUCAGAACAGAUUCAUUUCUCGCAACAUAGGGGAUACGGUAGAAGUUGCAGUGAUUUGUCCUUUUCAUGUCUGUCAAACCCGAUAUAGAAUAUACUCGUAUCUUGUACCCCCUGCGCCUUCCCCUCCCCCCCCUUCCUUCCUUCUGUACCACCUGCGUCCAAAAAAGAAUGCAUCGUAAGCACUUCUCAGUGUUCGGCGUGGGGUUUGCGCUGUGAGGCCGAGCUCAUCAAAGGAAAUAAGUUAUUAUGUGAUAGUUGAGACGUAUCGUUUACUCUGGGAGUCCUACUGGGAGCUCAUCUAUCUAUUCUUACGCACGCGUUCACGUAGGGUAGAGACGCGUAAUUUACGACCUGCUUCCCGGCCUCCCCGCCCCGCACCCCCGAUGCCUGUGGUUUCCCUGCCGAUGCUAGAAUACUGUUGUCGUAAGAAUGACUAAGUUUUAAGGAGCCUGCCCUGACAAUGACCUAAAAACGAAACGAAAGACAGGAACUGGUCAUUUACCCCGUUUCUCCUUUGCAGGAUAAAAAGGUAUGGAAAGCCGUCAUGGGAUUUUCCUUUGGAUUUUGAUGGCGCUCGCCUCGAAGCUUCCAGGCUGUGAGGCUCAGGCCAGAUGAGCUGUAGCACAGGGGCCCCCUAAUGCCUUCUGGUGACAUCUGUAAUUACAGGAGAAAGUUUACUGAACCUGGAAAAAAAAAAAAGUUACAUUGAUGCUAAGUAUUUUUCCAGAAAUCUUGGUUUCAUACUUCCUCAUGCCUCUGCCUCGUUGUGCUUCUUCUAUCAUUAAAAAAACAAAAACAAACUUAUUUAGAGAGUGAUCCAAAAUUCUAUUUUAACCUGACGUUGAGCACCUUUAAACUUUUUAGUUUAUGUGUGCGCGUGGCACUAAUUCUAAGCUUUGGAGGCAUCUCAAGUGUUGUAACGGCCCAUUGCCAUUGUGAAGGUUCUGGAACUGCCCAUUUGUCUCUGGAGAUGGAAUUAAACCAAAUAAAGUGCUUCCAUUGGAAGGCUUAUAUUGACCUUGUAACUAUACGUUAACCCUCUUAAAUGUUAAAUAAAAGUAUAACCUCUG
Molecule: messenger RNA, 5102 nt
Organism: Herpailurus yagouaroundi (jaguarundi)
Lineage: Eukaryota; Metazoa; Chordata; Mammalia; Carnivora; Felidae
Gene: FNBP1
Product: formin binding protein 1
Exons: 18
Coding region: 119-2056 (645 amino acids)
Biological process (GO): endocytosis; signal transduction
Molecular function (GO): protein binding
Source: RefSeq, a predicted model, not a curated record